AUGCAAGACCGCUACAACAUUGAUGUGGACCGCCUUCCAGCUGUCAAUAUUGAAGUUGAUUCGAAGACACGAGUUGGAUACGCUGUAACGCUAAUGCGUCGCAGUGUACUAAAUCACUAUGCCUUUGCUCAGUACUUCGAAGGAGCGCUAGACAGUGAGACGGCUGUAUGGUCAAGCAUUUCCAAGGAUGAUUGGACGCUUAUUACCGAGAUGGAAGGGCUGACUAACCAAAUCGCACAGUUUAGUCUGGGCGAAGUGCAAAAGCAGGGCGUGGCAAGCUUACGUCUUACUUUUUCGCAAAAUCCGAAUCAGCUGGUACGGGACGGUAACGGCGUGUUUGAAGCUGCAGACCCUACGGCGGCAGGCAUAAAUCCGAUGGCUGCUGGACAACGUAUCGAAACGCUCCACCGUAUAUACCCACUGCAUUGGGCUGACUGGGCGACCACCAAGAUGGGAACGCUCACUUCUUUUGUGGCGAUGGAUGGGAUCGCCCGUGCUUUUGGCUGGGUGUGGGUCGAGUUUGGAUGGACGACCAAAGAAAGGUCGCGUUUCAAGGUGUCCGCGAGGGUAGUGAAAGUGGUGAUGUGGAUGACCGAGAAUCCCUUAACCGUCGCGCUGACGAUUGAGCUAGACGGAGUAAGCUCCAGCGUGAAAGGCGUGCUCGCCAUCGGGUGCUCGAUCGGCGGCAGCGGCCACGCGUGGCUUCUUCCGGUGAUGCCCGCUCCAGACCAAAUGCAAGACAGCGAGAGCGAAAAACUCGACAGAACGAGCACCGACUGGAUUCGGGGUCUGAAUUAA
Molecule: messenger RNA, 798 nt
Organism: Phytophthora infestans T30-4
Lineage: Eukaryota; Oomycota; Peronosporomycetes; Peronosporales; Peronosporaceae
Exons: 6
Coding region: 1-798 (265 amino acids)
Source: RefSeq, a predicted model, not a curated record